Molecule: messenger RNA, 672 nt
Organism: Rotaria sp. Silwood2
Lineage: Eukaryota; Metazoa; Rotifera; Eurotatoria; Philodinida; Philodinidae
Source: the annotation of a GenBank genome assembly
AUGAUUGACAACUCGUCAAUAUCGAAAGAUGAUUUGUAUGGUCCACCACCAGCUUAUUCAGUAAGAAAUAAUUAUGAAAAUCCACCACCACCACCACCACCAUCAUAUACACCAUCGAUUUAUGUUGUACCUAUUAGAGAUAUUCAUUACCAAGAAAGAUUAUCUUCAUCUCAUUCCUCGAUUAUUUUACCAAAAAAAUUUACUCGAUAUUUACUUGGAUCAGGACUUAUGCAUAUGAUGAUUGGUUUAGCAGCUAUUGUUUGUGAUAUUAUUUUAACGAUUAUGAAUGAAUCGUAUUCAUUUACUGGUCUUUGGACAGGUGCAUUAAGUAUUAUAUUAGGAAUAGAUCUUAUUUUAUUAAUGAGUCGUUCAAAUAUGCGUGUAUGUUCUUUACAACGGAUACGAUUAAUACAUAUGGCCAUAUGUUUAGUUUCUAUAGUUGCAAUUAUUCUUACAUCGAUUAAUCUUGCAUCUGACUCAUGUUAUAAAAUAUUUUUAGGUCCAGAUCGAUGUCGACAUUCAUCACAUUUAAUAAAAAUUAUUCUUGUUACACUUUUUUCUUGUAAUUUUAUACAAUUAUGUAUUACGAUUGUAAUGACAUUUAUUUAUAUGAGUAAAUCUCAUGAAAUAGUAACAAGAAAUGACAGUAUAAUGCCUGAAAUUAUCAGCUAG